CCAAAGUGCCACGUUGGGUCGGGCUGCGGCUUUCAGAGCCGGCUCGGGGUGCCGACCGGGGCGCUCGAGCCGGGCCGCCGGCCGUUGGGGCCGUUGCCAGUCGGGAAGCCGGUCCGUGGCGUGCGCUUGCGGGGCCGCCCGGCGGCGGCGAGUGGCUCCGAUCUGGCUGCGCGGUGGCGGCGCGUCCCGCCCGAGGGCGGCUCUGGCUGAGGGCGGAGGGGCCCGCGCAGAGCCGGGGGCAGCGGCCGAGGCUGGACCGCGGCGUCGGGGGCCGCUGCCCCCGGAAGAGCCGAGCGAGAUGCUGUCGGAGAACCUGAUGGAGGAGUUCGAGGUGAAGGAGGACGAGCGGUGGUACGACCACCAGGACCUCCAGCAAGAUCUUCAGCUUGCCGCGGAGCUUGGAAAGACGUUGCUGGACCGGAACACAGAGCUGGAAGAGUCGCUCCAGCAGAUGUACGCCACCAAUCAGGAGCAGCUGCGGGAAAUUGAGUACCUGACCAAGCAGGUCGAGCUCCUGAGGCAGAUGAACGAACAGCAUGCAAAGGUUUAUGAGCAGUUAGACGUCACGGCACGGGAGCUGGAGGACACCAAUCACAGGCUGGUCGCCGAGAGCAAGGCUUCACAGCAGAAGAUCCUGAGUCUCACAGAAACCAUCGAAUGUCUCCAAACCAACAUUGAGCAUCUCCAGAGCCAAGUGGAGGAGCUGAAGGCGUCGGGCCAGCGGACCCAGGGCCAGAGGAGCGAGCAGGAGAAGUGGGAGCCCAACUUCUCCUCCCUGAAGGAGCUAUACGACCUCCGCCAGCACUUCGUGUACGACCACGUGUUCGCCGAGAAGAUCACGUCCCUGCAGAGCCAGCGCAGCCCCGAGGAGGAGGAGAACGAGCACCUGAAGAAGGCGGUGGCCGCGCUGCAGGCGCAGCUGGGCGGCGAGCGGCGCAAGCGGCAGGCGGUGGAGGAGGAGUACGGGCUGGUGCUCAAGGAGAACGGGGACCUGGAGCGGCAGCUGGGCGCGGCGGCCGCCUGCGGCGCGCGGGCCCGCGAGCUGGAGGCCGAGGUGGCCGAGCUGCGGCAGCGCCUGCGGGCCGAGCACCCGCCUGCGCGCGGGCUGGAGAAGCUGGUGCCCGACGCGCUGUUCCUGCCGUGCCGGGAGCCCGGGCCGAGCCUGCUGGAGGAGCUGUGCCUGGCCGACGCGCCCCGCAAGCCGCUGACCCGCAGCAGCAGCGACACGCGGCUCAGCAGCCUGGUGGGCGGCGGCGGCGGCGGCGACGUGCUGGCGGCCCACGAGGACACGUGCAUCCGCCACGCGCAGGCCGUCCAGCAGCGGGGCAUCUCGCUGCUGCACGAGGUGGACACGCAGUACAGCGCCCUGAAGGUCAAGUACGAGGAGCUGCUGCGCCGGUGCCAGCAGGACGGCGCCGACGGGCUGGCCCACAAGGCCGUGCAGACUCCCGGGGCCCUGGCCAGGGAGCCCCCACCCGCCGCCCCGUGCUCCCCGCCCCGGCCCGAGGCGGCCACCCCCGAGCCGCUGGGCUCCCCGGCCACCGCCGCCGCCACGCCGCCCCCCGAGUACAAAGCGCUCUUCAAGGAGAUCUUCAGCUGCAUCAGCAAGACCAAGCAGGAGAUCGACGAGCAGAGAACCAAGUACCCGGCGCUCUCCUCCCACUCCUAACCGCCCCUCUGCCCGGCCUCCCCUGACCCAGGCCUGGGGGAGCUCCUAGCCUUGCCCCCCACCUUGCCUGGCGCCUGGAGCAGGUGUGCCCAGCCAGGAAAGGAGCCGGCCGCCGUUUAGGGGCCCGAGAACUUACUUGCGUGUCCGCGCCUCAGGAAUUGCCCUGACAAACUGGCCUCCGUGGCCGGUGCCCGGGUCCAGAUCGGGAUGCCCAGACCCACUGGGGGGGACAGGUGGGUGGGUCUCUGCUCCCCAGAAGCCAGCUUGAGCUCUCCGUGGGCCGACGGCGCGGCCCCUGCCACCUUCUCCUUCCCUUCUCCCUCGGCACUGGGUAGAAGGCGGGCAGACGGGAUGCCACGCGCUGUUGGAUACUGUGAAGGCGUUAGCAGGAAUGUUCAGGGGGCUGCCGGCGUCUGAUCCGAAAUGAAAUGGCAUUAGCAAGCACUCCCGGCCGCUAGGUCUUACAGCUGCUACCAAUUGAACCCUGGUCUCUCCCAGUCCAGAAGGACUGCCUGGUGGAAAGGGCAGGUCUCUUUAUUAGUCUGCUGCGCCCGCCCUGGGUGCCUCCACCCGUUCUGCGCUUUUGGAGGCUGUUCCGUUCCUUUCUCAGCCGCAGAGGAAGGAGCAGGAGGAAGCCCCCCGCCCACCAGGUGGCGCUGGCUGAACCCCGCCUUCCCCCCAGCCCCCACCCCCCCACCCCCACCCCCACACACCUGCUCCUUUACUAACCAGUAUUGAUGUUCUGACUGUGGAAAUAAACUCACCUGCGUCCUUUUAAUUUAAGACUAUUUAAGAGAACUGAGGUUUCAGUUGUUGUAUAUAUUUUUUUUCUAAAGCCCCAAUAAAACUCCUU
Molecule: messenger RNA, 2522 nt
Organism: Sorex araneus (European shrew)
Lineage: Eukaryota; Metazoa; Chordata; Mammalia; Eulipotyphla; Soricidae
Gene: CDR2
Product: cerebellar degeneration related protein 2
Exons: 5
Coding region: 299-1669 (456 amino acids)
Source: RefSeq, a predicted model, not a curated record